UCUUUCCUUGUAGUGGAUCAAUAACUGCAUAGGAAGAAAAAAUUACAAAAGGUUCUUCAUCCUCAUGGUGUUUGCUCUUCUCUUGCUUAUUCUGCAGUGGGCUGUUGGGAUGCUUGUGCUGAUACUGUGUUUUGUUGAGAGAAGGAGAUUUUCUGCUGAAAUUGUUUCAAAGCUGGGUAGUAGCUUUUCCUUGGCACCCUUUAUCAUUGUGGUGGCUGUGUGCACUUUAUUAGCCAUGGUUGCUACUCUUCCAGUUGCACAACUUUUCUUCUUCCAUAUUCUUUUAAUAAAAAAGGGAAUCAGCACCUAUGAUUACAUUAUUGCUUUGAGGGAGCAAGAUCAGGAGCAGGAGCAACUUGCUGUUGGUGGGCAGCAAAGUCCGCAAAUGUCCCAAGUGAGCUCUUUUACUGGACUAAGCAGCACCAGUUCUUUCAAUCAAUUCCAUCGCGGUGCAUGGUGUACUCCGCCAAGAUUAUUCCUUGAGGAUCAGGUAUCAUACUUUCAUUAUUUAGAAAGUUAUUGUGAAUGUAAUUUACCAUGUUUCCUCUCUUUUCCCAUUCGAAGUCAAAAGCAAAAACGUCCUGUACCAAUCUACUCCACCACUCCUCCAAUCUCUUCCCCCGAGCACGCGAAAAAGUCUCCCAUUACCCUCGAAAGCCUCGUCCAUCCCCUGCUUAACCAUGGAAUUUCCCCCCGUGCUACCGAUCAAAAGCACGAGGAAGGGUCCUUUUGGUGUCUUGCGAGUGAGAGAGAUGCCCCAGCAUGGAAAUCGGAAUCCGAGAAGCCAACGUCCAAAUUCCCUCGCCGUUAUCUCCUUGUAGCAAUCCGCCCAUGA
Zingiber officinale is the source of this 835-nucleotide messenger RNA. Its product is annotated as probable protein S-acyltransferase 22. Bases 65 to 835 code for a protein of 256 amino acids. Lineage: Eukaryota; Viridiplantae; Streptophyta; Magnoliopsida; Zingiberales; Zingiberaceae. The transcript has 5 exons. The record is from RefSeq and is a predicted model, not a curated record.